Messenger RNA from Armigeres subalbatus, 621 nucleotides. RefSeq lists its product as uncharacterized. Gene Ontology annotation, biological process: DNA replication, removal of RNA primer. Gene Ontology annotation, molecular function: nucleic acid binding; RNA-DNA hybrid ribonuclease activity. The transcript has a single exon. The record is from RefSeq and is a predicted model, not a curated record. NCBI's taxonomy places the organism in Eukaryota, Metazoa, Arthropoda, Insecta, Diptera, Culicidae. Bases 1 to 621 code for a protein of 206 amino acids.
AUGACUGCCGAACUCUACGCUAUACGUGUGGCACUUAAUCAUCUAAACGAAGAACACAUCACAGGAGCGGUCCUGUUUACAUACUCUCUAUCAUCGUGCCAGCUGAUUGAAGGUGCACAGCCAGGUGAGAGACGUAACACAAUGAUCCAAGAGAUAAUUAAGAAGGCAACAACACUGAAGGUGACCGUUCAAUGGAUACCAAGUCAUAUCUCUAUCAAGGGUAAUGAGGUGGCUGACGAACUGGCUAAGGCAGGAAUCAACUCGAACCUCAUCCUGGAAAAUGGAAUAUUUAAAAAAGAUGCACUCAAUAUUUUCAACCAAAGGCGAAUAAAGAACACCAAUGACUGGUAUACCACAUGCGCGGAGGAAACAGGAAAACACUUCUUCUUCAUCCAGCCACAUUUUAACGACACACCCUGGUACAACAACAAAGAGGUUCGAUGCAUAAAUCGUCUGAUGGCCGGACAUAGCUGUGCUAAUAACUGGCUAGCAACAAUGAAGAUUGUCGAAGAUUCAGACUGUGAGGUGUUCCUAACCAUAGACACAGUCGAUCAUGUUAUUUUGCUAUGCAAUAAAUACGCUACAACCCGCUCGAAGUACAAUUUCGACGGUAGAUUCUGA